GUUGCAGCCCCGGAGAAGCGAGCAUUUCGAGUGGGAAAAGAAGAGUGGCGCGGAGGGACGAUGCUCGCGCCGGGGGCGCCUUUAAGCUAAACCGGUUUUCUUCCCGCACAGGCAGGAGCUCUCUCAGGUCCCUCUGGUCUAGCUCGCUUGAACCACGGCUGCCGCCACCGUGCGCCUCCCUUUCUUUAGCCGCCAGCCCCAUUCCCCAGCCUCCUGGUUCGGGAGGAACUGAACUGUCGUUGCACAGGAAGUAGCGGCUGCUGGGAGCACACACGGACGCACUCACACAACAGAGGCACACUCGAACACGCAGAGGCAGCUGGUUCUGCCGCACUCUGGACACAAGGCUUCAUCCCGGCGCCGCUACGACAGGUUCCUUCACGCCCUUCUGGGAGCGGCGUCCCAGCCUCCGCAGAGCAGAGGCGGCUGCCCCGUCGCUGGCGCCGAAGAAAGGUGUGGGUGCCGCUGCUUAACGGUGGGAGAAGACGGGGCUGUGGUUGCGGGAUUUAGGCUCUGAGCCGGGGAUCAGCCGCGGAGCAGAAGUUCCGGGGGCGGCGAGGACUGCAGGAUUGUUAUUCUGAGUGAAGGACCUUGCAAGCGCUACUAAGGGACUAUCAUGGGCAAAAUUGCAUUUCUGAAGACCCAGUUUAUAGUUCACCUCCUGAUUGGGUUUGUCUUUGUUGUGAGUGGCUUCAUCAUUAACUUCAUCCAACUAUGCACACUAAUUCUCUGGCCUAUAAACAAGCAGUUUUACCGACGAGUAAACUGUCGCCUUUCCUAUUCAUUGUGGAGCCAGUUAGUGAUGUUGCUGGAAUGGUGGUCUGGAACAGAAUGCACUUUAUUCUCAGACCAGGCCACAAUUGAUAAGUUUGGAAAAGAACAUGUCAUCAUUAUUCUCAACCACAACUUUGAAAUAGAUUUUCUGUGUGGCUGGACCAUGACAGAACGGUUUGGUGUGUUAGGGAGUUCAAAAGUUCUUGCUAAGAAAGAACUAUUGUAUGUGCCCAUAAUUGGCUGGACGUGGUACUUCUUGGAGAUUGUUUUUUGCAAAAGGAAAUGGGAAGAAGAUAGAGAUACUGUUAUUGAAGGGCUAAAACGACUAUCCGAUUAUCCUGAGUAUAUGUGGUUUCUCUUAUACUGUGAGGGAACUCGAUUUACAGAAACUAAGCAUCGUAUCAGUAUGGAGGUGGCUGAAUCCAAAGGAUUGCCUAAACUCAAAUAUCACUUGUUGCCCAGAACCAGAGGUUUUACGACUGCUGUCCAGUGUCUCAGGGGAACAGUUUCAGCAGUGUAUGAUGUAACAUUAAACUUCAGAGGAAACAAGAACCCAUCCUUACUAGGAAUUCUUUACGGGAAGAAAUACGAAGCAGAUAUGUGUGUCAGGAGGUUUCCUUUAGAAGAUAUCCCUUUGGAUGAAAAGGAAGCAGCAAAGUGGCUUCAUAAACUUUAUCAGGAAAAGGAUGCCUUACAAGAGAAAUAUAAUCAAGAAGGUUUAUUUCCUGGGCAACAAUUUAAACCUCCCAGAAGACCAUGGACCCUCCUCAACUUUCUCUUCUGGGCUACCGUUCUUCUGUCUCCUCUUUUCAAAUUUGGUUUUGGAAUUUUUGCAAGUGGAUCACCUCUUCUGAUUCUUGCAUUCCUGGGCUUUGUUGGGGCAGCAUCCUUUGGAGUUCGCAGACUGAUAGGAGUAACGGAAAUAGAAAAGGGCUCCAGCUAUGGCAACCAAGAAUUCAAGAAAAAGAAAUAAUUUUACAAAUGCAUUUUUGACUAUAAAAGACAAUGGUAUCAAAUUAACUUCAUUGGAAAGAAAGACACUUAGAAAACUUAUCUUUUUUUCUUAUUAACUGAUAACUAAUAAUACUUGAGCCAAGACUGAAGAAUUGGGAAGAUUCAAGAAACAUGGAAAAAGCUGACUACUUACCUGACUAAGGAUCCUUGUUUGUAGUUUUUGGGCUAACCUCAUGUUUUUUAUUUUGCUUUGCUCUGUGGCGGAUGGGAGGAUGAAUUAACAGAGGGAAGUACAAGCAUCUUCAGAUAACUGUUUAUCUUUCAAGAGUGUCACAUUUGCUUUUCAAGAGAAACCACUAAAUGUUUCUACUUGCUAAAAUAAAAUCUGUUCUUAGGGUUGUUGUUUUUUAAUCAGCAUACAGUGCAGCAAACUACAGUGUCUAAUUUAUUUACAGAUGUUUCUUGUGGAGGAACCACUUGGAAGAAGCUGCAUAUCCUUCCAGGCAUUUUUAUUUUAGAAGUAUUUUUAUUUUAAUAAUUAUUACCUUCCACAAAAGCAGUAUUUUGAUGACAGCAUCACCCAACAGAUAAAUACAUCCUUUCAACCAGAACUUCCUAAAACCUAAUGCGAUUCUAGUCUAUUUUAUUUUUGCACAGCUACUCUAUAUUGUCCUAAUUAAAACUGAAACAUGUUUAGCUCAAUUGCUUACAUAGAUAUUGCUUUGCUUUUUUCCUUUCUUUGAAAACAACAAAAAAAGUGACAUGACAGGCCUGUAAUUUGUACCUGCAUGUCUCAGAGUGCUCAGUCUCUAGGACUUGAGAGUUUCUUCAAAAUGUCUCUUCUGCUCAAAUCUUCUGCAUGGCGUGUUAAAAAACCAGCAUAGCACUAUAGAAAGAUCCUUGUGCUGAGAACUAGGGGACAAUGUUGUACCUCUGGGGCUCGAACCUGAUAUAUACUUACUUGAAAAUAUUUUAAUCUGCAAUCAGACGAGAUGUUUUCCAGGUAAAUGUGUUGAUGGGGUAGGAUCUAAGUUGCCUGGUUAUCUGUAUACAUUGCCAUGUAAACCAACAGUUGCUUUAAUACCUAAACAUUGGAGGUUGGGAUAAGGUUAAUACCUUUUUUUAAUUUUCUGCCGUGAUAAUGUUAACAAUAAUGUUUUUUGCUCUCUCUGGCUUGGAAAUAUACCUAAAGGAGCUAGAUAGCUUUAUGCGGCAUCCGUCUCCAAUUUCAGUGCAUGGGUGGUGCCUCCAUUUGGAAAGCUAUGAGGCUGAAGUGGACUGCAUGCCAGCCAAAUUUAGAUUUUUAUGGCAGCUCUUUAAUGGAUACUAUAUGUAAAUGGUUAACCACCAGGAAGAAAUCUCAUAGAAUUCGUGAGUGGGUAUCUUUAAUAUAUAGCUGUGCUGGCUGAUGUUUGCAAAUAUUUAGAAAGGAAGUAUUCAUUUAUUAGCAUGUGGCCGUGGUUAUUUUCUUCCUUCAGUGCUGGGAAGAAAUUUGACAUCAGCUCAAUACAAACAUACAUACAGAAUCUGACACAGCUUUUUAACUAAAAUUCUUCAUAAACUUAGAACCUUAUCUGAUUUAUAUUAAUUUUAAUAAUUCUAUUAAAUAGUUAUUCUUUCAUAGCCAAAGGUAAAUAUGUCACAUUUUACCUUCAAACACUAAUGACACUAAGGUUGUCUGCCUUUUGGAGCUCAUUUUAAGUGUUUUCGUAGUGUUUUGGUUUGCAGCUUUGCAACUUGUCUCUAGCAGAGGGAACUGCUACAGCAAAGUUUGACGCACAUUUAUUUUCUGCAUGAAUACAUGCACAUUUAGAGUACAACCUUUUGCUGCAUUGUCCCCCUGAGCUGCCAGACCCAGGAUAAGCAGUAAUGCCUCCUACAAAGGAUCAUAUCCACCUUGUUUCUAAGGGCUGAGAGCUCUGAUCAGCUUCACUGAAAGUUGAAUAAGGUGAUUUGGGGACAUGACUCUAUUAUUCACUCAGUAAAUAGGUUCUGCUUGUGUUUGUUUUUAAAUCAUUAGGAAUGAUUCCGUUUUCUGACUUUUUUUAAGCUUGAUAAAUAUGUCUUGCUUGUUGGAAGUUUUUUCCCUUUGGCAGAUGUGAUAUUGCUUUCUGACAAAGACGUUCAAAAUAUUUUAACAGAAGCCAAGUAGAAAGGCCUCAUGUUUCGUGUUGCAACUACAAGGAGUUCUGUGCUGGUAGAUAAAAACCAGAUAUCCUGACAGAAAUAAAUGGGACAGGGUGGGAACGGAGGGAGGGUCAUUGAGAAUAUAGCUGCUAGGAAGAAUAAGCAGGUGUCCACUGUCUGCUUAGUGCAGAUAACGGAAGGUAGUGCAUGCCUAUAAUGAGGAGGAAAAACAUACGUCACACUUGUUUUAUUUUCAUCUCCUAACAUACAGAUCAUACUUUGUUUUAAAACCGUAGAAGAUUUUGUUUGAAAUCUAGAAAGACACAUCCAUUUUGAAAACUGAAGUGUACAACACUGCACAAUGAUAGUUCAUCUUUUUGGUUUGUCUUUCAAAUAAAAUAACAACUAAGCAGAAUAUAUGUGAAAGAAUAUAUCUCAAAAUAGCAGUGUAUGGCAUAAAAAAUAUCAGUUUAUUUGGAUUGGAACAGUAAGAAUAGAUUUUAUACUUUCCACUAUUUUCUUCUCGUUUAAUAGAACAUAGCCUGUAUAUUUGACUAUCAAGCCCUUUGAGAGCAAUAAUAAACAAAAUAUAUCAUAA
Molecule: messenger RNA, 4453 nt
Organism: Candoia aspera
Lineage: Eukaryota; Metazoa; Chordata; Lepidosauria; Squamata; Candoiidae
Gene: AGPAT3
Product: 1-acylglycerol-3-phosphate O-acyltransferase 3
Exons: 9
Coding region: 617-1747 (376 amino acids)
Cellular component (GO): endoplasmic reticulum; endomembrane system
Molecular function (GO): 1-acylglycerol-3-phosphate O-acyltransferase activity
Source: RefSeq, a predicted model, not a curated record